AUGUCAUCCAUACUCUAUUCUCCAGUCUUGGAUUAUAUCACCAAACUGAAUGACAUCACUUUUUCCCCAUUUCUUUCUGGCCCAGUUCUUCUCGCAACGAUCUACGCUCCAGAUGCCGUGAACAAUGCCUUGGCCUCAAUUGCCGAGCGGCUCCCUGAGCAGAUCCCAGUUACCCUAGACCUUGUUGUUGUCAAAAAGAUUGCCAUCGCUUGGUUUGCCUUGGGUAUUAUCCGAACCAUCAACAGGUUUCUCAAUACCAUGGCCCAUAAUUCUUGGCGCAUAAGGCCCGCUGGGGAUUGGGAUUGGAAGAAUGAAAUAGCCGUUGUCACUGGCGGUUCAAGUGGAAUUGGUCUCAGCAUUACACAAAAGCUUACGGCAAUGGGUAUUUCUGUGGCUGUUUUGGAUGUCCAAGAUCUGCCAAAAGAACUCCAGGCCAACCCGCGUGUUAAAUAUUAUCACUGCGAUGUUACCACGACAGAAUCUGUUGCUGAAGCAGCGGAUGCUGUUCGUCGCGAGCUUGGUCACCCAACUAUUCUCAUCAAUAAUGCCGGCAUUACUUCUCCUAUGUCAAUCCUCAAGAUGCCUGAAUCCUUCCUCCGAAAGAUCAUGGGCGUAAAUCUCAUGGCUUUGUGGUACACCACCCAACAAUUCCUCCCUCGCAUGAUUCAGCUCAACAAGGGUCAUGUCAUCACGGUUGCAAGCAUCGCGUCUUUCGUCGCCCUGGCCACUGCAGCGGACUACUCUGCGACAAAAGCUGGAGCCCUGGCUUUCCACGAGUCUCUAGCCAGUGAGAUCAAGCACUUUUACAAGGCUCCCAACGUCCUCACGACCGUCGUCCAUCCCAACUUUGUCAAGACACCAUUGGUAGAAGGGUUCAUGGAUCGUCUGGAGCGCGGCGGUGUUCGGCUGUUGACUCCUGAUGAUAUUGCCAGGGAAGUUGUUGCUCAGAUCAAAAGUAGACGGGGUGGUCAACUCAUUGUUCCAAGGUCAGCAGCUGCGAUUUCUGGUAUCCGAGGCUGGCCUACUUGGAUCCAGGAGCUCAUUCGGGAUACAAUUGGCAAGACAGCUGGGUAG
Molecule: messenger RNA, 1074 nt
Organism: Fusarium sp. VM40
Lineage: Eukaryota; Fungi; Ascomycota; Sordariomycetes; Hypocreales; Nectriaceae
Source: the annotation of a GenBank genome assembly